CAAUACCUAUCUGCAGAUAGCGGAAUAAACAAAAAGAUAUUUUUAGAAUUAAUAGUAUUUAAAUACCAUUAAUGCUUUUAAAUUUGUUAAUUAAACAUCAGUAAAAUCUGUAUACGUAACAUACGAAAGUUAUAAAACGGUUAAAAACAUGGCAGAUGACGAAGUCCCGUCGGACUUCAGUCUGUUAGUGAUAGUAGUGGACACGAAUCCGAAUCAGCGGUAUAUAACAGAGGAACCCAAAGUUCUGACCGGAUGCUUGGACGCUGUGAUUGCGUUCGCCAACUCACAUUUAAUGCAGAAAGCGAGGAACCAGUUAGCUGUUAUAGGAUGCCAUUUCCAUAAAAGUGAAUAUCUAUAUCCAUCCCCUGGUAAGCCACUGGAUGUGCGACAGAUAGACGGCCAAUAUGAACUGUUUACGCUAGUUGAGAAAACAAUAAAAAUGAGGCUGGUGAACCUAAUAAAGAGCCAGCCACAAGAAGAAAGGCCUGGGGAGUCCCUACUGGCUGGGGCCAUGGCUAUGGGACUGUGUUUUAUUUCCAGGAUGCGUCGGGAGGCGCCGCUGGGUGUGCGCAUGAGCAGCCGGCUGUUGGUGGUGACGGGGAGCUCGGACACCGCCGCGCAGUAUAUCAACUACAUGAACGUGUUCUUCACCGCUCAGAAACAACAAGUACUGAUAGACGUGUGCUCGCUGGACAAACACCUCAGUCUGCUGCAGCAGGGCUGUGACAUCACCGGAGGGCUGUAUCUUAAAGUGCCAUCCCUGGACGGCUUGUUGCAGUAUUUGCUGUGGGUGUUCCUCCCGGAGGCUCACGAGCGGCGGUCCCUGGUGCUGCCCGGGCGCGGCCGCGUCGACUACCGCGCCGCCUGCUUCUGCCACCGCGACCUGCUCACCAUCGGCUACGUGUGCUCCGUCUGUCUGAGCGUGUUCUGCAAAUUCAGUCCUAUCUGCACAACUUGCCAUACUGUGUUCAAAAUCGGCGGACCUCUGCCCAUCAAACCGAAGAAAAAGAAGAUGAAAGUGUGAACCUGUGAUAUAUUCAAUACAUGAAAUAGUGCAAAGUUUGUAAGUAUGUUUAAAUAAAGUUUAGCUAAUAAGAUAGUUAU
Messenger RNA from Aricia agestis (brown argus), 1104 nucleotides. It is a transcript of the gene Tfb4, whose product is annotated as general transcription factor IIH subunit 3. The transcript is spliced from 9 exons. Lineage: Eukaryota; Metazoa; Arthropoda; Insecta; Lepidoptera; Lycaenidae. The record is from RefSeq and is a predicted model, not a curated record. Bases 149 to 1024 code for a protein of 291 amino acids. Gene Ontology annotation, biological process: regulation of DNA-templated transcription; nucleotide-excision repair. Gene Ontology annotation, cellular component: transcription factor TFIIH core complex; transcription factor TFIIH holo complex.